Messenger RNA from Venturia canescens, 2127 nucleotides. RefSeq lists its product as uncharacterized. Lineage: Eukaryota; Metazoa; Arthropoda; Insecta; Hymenoptera; Ichneumonidae. The transcript has 4 exons. The record is from RefSeq and is a predicted model, not a curated record. The coding region runs from base 1 to 2127 and encodes 708 amino acids.
AUGCAAAAUGAGCUGCUCGGACGAUUCGAGCGUAAACACACCACCGAAAAAAAAGCUCGUACAAACAUUGUAAAGCGUCGUCGACCUCAAAAGUUCCGCGAUAUUUGGUUGUUGGAAAGUGACUUCAAGAACUGGUUGACCCGAGAUUUGGACAGUAAAUACAAAGCAAAAUGUACUCUGUGUAAAACUAGUUUAACCUCAGAAAUCGCAGUUAUCCGAAAUCACGCAAAAACUCGCUCCCAUAUGUUGAAGAUCGAGUCGAUAUCGAAAAAUAAUCAACAAACCAUUGAUACUUUUGUUGGUCAAAAUAAAAUCACAGAAAAUUCGAUCAGCACAUCUGUGAAAAGAGCCGAAAUAAAACUUUGCGGAUUUAUGGUGGACCACAACAUACCAUUCAGAGUGAUUCUCAAAGAUUUACAAUUAAAAUCAACAAAAGCUACCGCGAUUGUUAAGAACGUACUUGGAGAAUCUCAGAAGGAAAUUUUGACUAAAAAGUUGCAGUCCACAAAAUUCAGCAUUUUGAUCGACGAAUCUACGGACAUUUCCGCCAUAAAAACUUUAUGCAUAAUCGUCAGAUUUUAUGAUGCCGAAGAAGGGAAAGUUGUAAGCCGGUUUUGGGAGCUCUGCCAGAUCUUUGAAAAGGACACAAACAUUGACAAGGCCUCUGCUGAACAUUUGUUCAACUUCCUCGUUGCCUCGUUCGAAAAACGCGACGUGCCUUUUGCCAAUGUUAUUGGAUUCGCAUCGGAUGGAUGCAGUACCAUGAUGGGCUGUAAUAAUUCCGUGGCCAGUCGAUUUCAAAGUUACUGCCGUGGCAUAUCGAUCUUUAAGUGCAUAUGUCAUUCGAUGCAUUUAUGUGCGAGUGAAGCUUGCAAGGCUUUUCCACGAGCAUGCGAAGAUCUAGCACGUAAUGUGUACAACUUCUUCAAAUCAAGCUCGAAAAGACAAUUCGAGUUGCAACAAUUUCAAUCUUUCCUCGAUUUGAAGAUCCAUAAAAUGCUCCAUCCGUCACAAACCCGGUGGCUUUCUCUAGAAGCUGUUGUUAAAAGACUCAUUGAGCAAUGGGAAGCGUUGAAACUUUUCUUUAUCGAGAAACGCUUUACCGAAAGAUUGGCUGCCGUUGAUACGAUUUUGUUUUGGUUGGAUGAUCCGCUCUUUCGAAUGUUUUACUUGUUCUUGGAAUGGGUUUUGCCAAAGUUCACUCAACUCAACAAAUUAUUUCAAUCUGAGAAACCAGUAAUUACUACAAUGUACGAUUCUAUCAGUUCAACAUACAUAGAAUUACUGAAGAGUUACAUGGAUAGUGACUAUAUCAAUAAGACAGAUAUACAAAACAUAGAUCCAUCAAAAGCUGAUAAAUUUUUGUCACCAGAACAAAUGUAUUUGGGAGUAAAAGUGGCAACCUUCCUACAAAAACCUGACAUUCAGAAAAAUAAUAAUCUGAAAACCGAUUUUUGGAAGAAUACCCGACAGUUUCUGGUCGUUGGUUGCCUCCAAAUAAAAAAACGUUUUGAUUUUAAUGACGUUGUUCUACAAAAAAUGUCAGCUUUGCAACCGGAAAAUGCAAUGAUGGACAAAACCCGAAAAACUGUCCCUAGUCUAUUGCCUUUGAUGCAGUGUUUACCUCGGAUCGUCAAUGCGGAAGAAUAUCAGGCAAUUGACGAUGAGUGGCGAAAGCUCCCACGUUUCGAGCUCCCUGGAGACAUCAACGUUACUGAUCAAUCUGAUAUUUUUUGGCACAAGCUUGCAAAUUGUGAUGAAAAUGAUCAAAUUGGCUAUUCUUUCAAGAAUUUAGCGAAAUUUGUUUUAAACGUAAUAUCGCUCCCACAUUCUAACGCCGAAUGUGAGCGUACGUUUAGUGCCGUAAAUUUAAUUAAAACAAAAACAAGGAAUAAAUUGGUAACACCGACAGUCAAUGGGGUACUUUUGGCUAGUCAGCGAGUCAAAAAAAAUUGCAUCGCUUUCGAACCCGUAGCUGGAGAGUAUAAGCGAAUGACGAAAAAAACGCUUUACCCGAAAUCGCUCACGAAUUGCAAUGCAAAGUCUAGCAAUAUCAAUGAUCAAAAUCAAAACGUAGAUGAUUUGGAAAACCAGGAAGACUUCGAUGAGAUCUCAAUACUUUAUUGA